Molecule: messenger RNA, 717 nt
Organism: Macrosteles quadrilineatus (aster leafhopper)
Lineage: Eukaryota; Metazoa; Arthropoda; Insecta; Hemiptera; Cicadellidae
Product: mucin-1-like
Exons: 1
Coding region: 1-717 (238 amino acids)
Source: RefSeq, a predicted model, not a curated record
AUGUCACCAGUCACGUCACCAGCCACGUCACCAGUCACAUCCCUAGCCAAGUCGCCAGCCACGUCACCAGUCACAUCGCUAGCCACGUCACCAGUCACAUCGCUAGCUACGACAUUAGCCACGUCACCAGUCACAUCGCUAGCCAAGACAUUAGCCACGUCACCAGUCACAUCCCUAGCCAAGUCGCCAGCCACGUCACCAGUCACAUCGCUAGCCACGUCACCAGUCACAUCGCUAGCUACGACAUUAGCCACGUCACCAGUCACAUCGCUAGCCAAGACAUUAGCCACGUCACCAGUCACGUCACCAGUCACAUCCCUAGCCAAGUCGCCAGCCACGUCACCAGUCACAUCACUAGCCACGUCACCAGUCACAUCGCUAGCUACGACAUUAGCCACGUCACCAGUCACAUCGCUAGCCAAGACAUUAGCCACGUCACCAAUCACAUCCCUAGCCACAACAUUAGCCACGUCACCAGUCACAUCGCUAGCCAACGACAUUAGCCACGUCACCAGUCAAAUCGCUAGCCACGACAUUAGCCACGUCACCAGUCACAUCCCUAGCCAAGUCGCCAGUCACGUCACCAGUCACGUCACCAGCCACGUCACCAGCCACGUCACCAGUCACAUCGCUAGCCACGACACCAGCCACGUCACCAGUCACGCUUCUAGCCAAGUUGCCAGCCAUGUCACCAGUCACGUCAUUCACGUGAACUGA